Molecule: messenger RNA, 564 nt
Organism: Heterobasidion irregulare TC 32-1
Lineage: Eukaryota; Fungi; Basidiomycota; Agaricomycetes; Russulales; Bondarzewiaceae
Exons: 4
Coding region: 1-564 (187 amino acids)
Biological process (GO): protein transport; vesicle-mediated transport
Cellular component (GO): intracellular membrane-bounded organelle
Source: RefSeq, a predicted model, not a curated record
AUGCCGAUCUCAGUUAACACCAGCGGUGUCCCCCGCCUGACAAAGUUCUACUCGCCAAUUCAUCGGUCAUCUCAAACUCUAGUGCAAAAGAUAUACCAGCUAAUUAGCGGACGCUCGCCGAGUCUCUGCAAUUUUCUGGACGCGCCUGAGCUCGAAGACUUCCUUGGGCAGCAGGAGCCUGAGGGUGAAAGGUUGCGGGUAGUCUAUCGUAGUUAUGCGACCUUACAUUUUGUACUCGUGGUCGACGAGGCAGAAAGUGAGCUUGGGAUACUCGAUUUGAUCCAGGUAUUCGUAGAGUCCUUAGACAGGGCAUUCGAGAAUGUCUGCGAGCUCGAUUUGGUUCAUCACAUACUCGCAGAGAUCAUCCAGGGCGGCCUGGUACUCGAAACAAAUCUCGAGGAAAUAGAUGGCUCAGUUAGGCAGGCUGCACAAGCCCGCAAACAGUCAUUUGCCUCUGCGAACCCCUUGGCAUUGGGUGUGGGAGGUGUUGGUCCUCGGAGCGCAGGUUUACAGAUACCUCUCGGGUGGCUUACCGGCAAACUGACUGGAGUUGGAGCGGGAUGA